Molecule: messenger RNA, 1008 nt
Organism: Cooperia oncophora
Lineage: Eukaryota; Metazoa; Nematoda; Chromadorea; Rhabditida; Trichostrongylidae
Source: the annotation of a GenBank genome assembly
AUGACACUGGCGGAUCCGGAAAACAUCAACACGAAGUGGACGUCGUUUGUGAAAAGCCGUUUGGACUGCGCUAUAGAGGGGAAAGAUCAGGACACGCUCUAUUUCAACCAGCUUGCCUCGGUAUCGCCAGGGACGCAUUUCAUCUACGGCGCGUUCCGAUCUCAACUGGCCGGACUUGGCUCAUCGGCUGUGUGUGCUUAUUCGCGUACUACUGUAUCACAGCUAAUGGCUAGCGCAUUCCGUAAUAAAAAAUCGGCUUGCCCAAAGGCUAACGACACCUAUGAGCAUACCUACAUACGGAAUAAUCCUCUUAUCUCUACAAAGCUCAGCACAUCACCUCUAUUUGUACAUUACGGAGUAGAUCGAUUUACUGAAUUUCUUGUUGAAGAGAACGUUGUCGAUUUGGGAGGCCGGCACAGUAUCGUAUUCUUCAUAGCUACUGAUCAGGGAAAUAUAUUUAAAAUUGUGAAAGAUAUCCAUGAAAACGAUGCAACACAUGUUUUCUCAAUGAAAGCUGUUGAGGCUGGAACACCAAUCGUUUCUCUCUCAGCACACAUCGAAAGGCUACCAAAUCAACAAACUGCAAAAAAGUUACUUAUUCUCACUCCAACUCAGCUCAUUCUACUGCCAUCGUCGGUGUGCCAUCGUGUCCAGUCAUGUACAGAGUGCUUAUCAAUAGGUGACCCAGAAUGCGCCUGGGUGCUACAUGGAGUCGAAUGUGUGGCCGUCAGCGCAAACGUGUACCGACGUGAAUAUUUGACGCAAGAUGUAGAGAAGUGCAGUACCCAAGUGGUCGAAAAAACUACAACUACACCACAGCCAUUACUCCAACGUAAAAUGGAAUGUUUAUGCGAAUCACCCACACACGUACCGUGCACCACUGAAGUCUUCCAGAGAGAAGUCGUCACCAACACGGCUGAAUUUCUGAAUCCCUGGGCAUGGUUUCUGUUCUGCAUAGGACUCGCCUCAGGAGCGUUGCUGAACUUGAUAUUAACAAGAUCGAGGUAG